This is a messenger RNA of Hymenoscyphus albidus, 1005 nucleotides long. The record is from the annotation of a GenBank genome assembly. NCBI's taxonomy places the organism in Eukaryota, Fungi, Ascomycota, Leotiomycetes, Helotiales, Helotiaceae.
GUCAGGAAAAUCAGUGGAGGUAGUGGGUAUGAAGGAUAUAUGACAGCAGAAGUUUUUGUUUUUCAUCCAGAGAUGGUGGGUUCAAUUCUGUCUUCCAAUGAUCCCUGGGUGAUCGCACUAUGGCUUUUUCUUCUAAGCCUGGAAGUCCACAUGGCUUAUUUUUCGAUCAAUCAACAAAAUACAACACGGCUAUCAACUUUACGCUAUUACUGGACACGGAUUUUGGUUAGAACAUUCACAUCUCAUGCUUCUUUACUACAAGAACCUAGUACUGGACACGUAUUUCGACUAAAACAUUCAUACCUCAUGUUUCUUUACUCCACGAACCUAGUACUGGACGCUUAUUUCAGUUGAAACUUUUACACCUCAUGCUUCUUUACUCUACAAACUUGAAUCAGGAUUCCCAACUCGAAGGAGAGACGACACCAUGGCACCAAUCGACAUCGAAAUGAACCCUAUGGACAUGGAAACUGAAAAGAUACCCGCCCAUUCGGUCGAAGAGAAAGAUCCUAUUGUUUUCAAAGGCGAAAACGCUCACAUUGAGCUCUCCCUGGCUGCCGAGAAACGUUUGGUUAGGAAAUGUGAUUUGAGAGUCGCGCCAGUUCUCUUUUUCUUGUAUAUGCUCUCGUUUCUCGACCGUAUCAAUAUUGGAAACGCGAAAAUCCAAGGCCUUCAGAAGGAGCUAAAAUUCAGUGGCUCACAGUACAAUAUCGCCUUGCUAAUUGUCUUCGUUCCUUUUAUCUUACUCGAAGUGGGUUUCCUAUACUUUAUACACGUGCCGAUAGUUCUCGCUGAUUCCGUCAAGGUUCCCUCGAAUAUUGCCAUGAAGAAAGUCAGACCCAGUACUUGGUUGUCUGGUCUUGCGGUUUGCUGGGGUACGAUACUAUUGGGUUGAAAGGGUAUUGGGUACUGAAGGUCAUGGAGAAUUGAUUGCCUUGUAAAAGGUAGCUAUCUAAGGUGUUUAUAUAAAGAGUGUAAGGUUUAGGCAGACAUGAAGCAUUUAGG